Melanaphis sacchari is the source of this 8957-nucleotide messenger RNA. RefSeq names its product apolipophorins (gene apolpp). The record is from RefSeq and is a predicted model, not a curated record. Gene Ontology annotation, biological process: lipid transport. Gene Ontology annotation, molecular function: lipid carrier activity. The transcript has 45 exons. Bases 90 to 8840 code for a protein of 2916 amino acids. Lineage: Eukaryota; Metazoa; Arthropoda; Insecta; Hemiptera; Aphididae.
UUUUAUUAUUUUUAGGAAAGGAAAGGUCGUAUAAUUCAUUUGCUUGAUACAUGUGAGACUAUAAACUGCGAGAACCAAUUUCAUUAAUCAUGAAAAUCUUAAUAAAGUUAUUCCUACUAGCACUAGUAGUAGGAUUAGCUUUUUCAAUACAUUCGAAUCCUUUGCAAGUUGCUGUUACGGAUUACACAGAAAGUUUAACAUUAUGUUCCACGGAAUGUACUGAUGGAAUUUCAAAUAACAAUGUGCUGUUUGAUGAGAACAAAAAAUAUGGGUAUGUGUUUAGUGGUAAGACCACCAUUAUUGCUCCGACUGAUACCGAAGAAGGUAUAUCAGAAGUAUCGAUCAAAGGAAGAGCCAGUAUAAUCGGGACACAAAAAUGUGGUGCCAUCCUUUAUGUUAAAAAUAUUGUAAUAACUCAAGGAUCAAAGGCGUAUAGCCAAGCAGACUUGCAGGAGCUAGAAGGCUAUCCAGUACUGUUUUCUUACAAUAAUGGAAAAGUUGGUCAGAAUAUCUGUUCAAUGGCACAGGAUUCUACUGUGUCGUUGAAUUUAAAACGAGCAAUUAUAUCAUCAUUGCAAGUGUCGUCGAUACAAGAAGAUCAAAAAGAAUUUUUUGAGACUGAUGUUCAAGGAACGUGCAAUACUACAUAUUAUCCUUCGACAUUGUCGAACUCGCAAUUCACUAUAAUGAAAGAGAAAGAUCUUACACAAUGCACGGGGCACGAAAAAAUCAAUUUAUUGGGAUUAUCAUCAGCACAAUCGUAUCCGGUUUAUGAAGAUUCUCCAUUCUCAACAGCCGUUCAACGUUCUAAAAUCAAAAUAAAAGAUUCCGCAUUAAUAUCGGUCAUCAAUGAAGAGACUUUCCUCUAUCAACCGUUUGGCGCAAUCGACGUAGUAACUAAAAUAAUGGCUUCCAUGACCAUGCAAUUAGCAAAAAUAUCAACGAUUAAUCCUAUUUCAUUAAACCGUCUGACCAAAAGCCAAUCUAUAAUGUUUGAAAAACCAGCUGCAAUAAUUGGAUCGGCUGAUGCGGAUGCGUUAGUUGCUGCAACUCAAUUGGCUUUGACCAAACUCGAGCCAGUUGUCGAUAUAGAAGGUGGCAAUAGUUUUUCAAAUUUAAUAGAAUUGUUAAAAGUGGCAAAAAAGGACGACAUACUUUCUGCAUUCCAGCAAAUAAUGAGUGAUAGCGGUGAAUCUGAGUAUACCCAAAUUGCAGAGGGAAUUUUCAUAAAUGCUCUUAUGGCUGCUAAUAGCGGUGAAUCUAUUGAAGCUGUUGUAGAACUCAUAGAAAAUCAUAAAUUAAGCGAUUCAUUAACUAUUUCAUGGUUUAAUAACUUGGCAAAUGCAAAACACCCCACCAUUGAGGCAGUGGUCAAAGCAUCAAGCUUGCUCAAUGACAGAGCUUUAAAAGAAGGAUAUCUUGGAGUUGGCGCUUUGUUAAGACAAUACUUACAAGACACUCAAGAUUUUAAUAACCCUGAAGUAGUAAAUACUUUAAAUAAUUUAGGAGCUCCGUUAAAGAAUGUGGGCCAUGAUUCAUUAUCAGCUCACGACGAAGAUCUAAUUAUUGCUAGUCUAAAAGGUAUCGGCUAUGCGCAAUACAUAAAUAGUGAUCUAGAAGAUUUGAUUAUUCAGAUUACGAUGGAUAAAAAUACUAAUCAAAGGAUUAAAGCAGCAUCAUUAGCUAUGCUUAAAACCUAUGCUAAAAAUUCGAAGGUGGAGAAAGCUUGUGAAAACAUUUUUACUGAUACCAUGGAAGAUUCCGAAUCACGUAUUUUAGCAUUCAAAGUAUUUGCCAUUAAUCCAUCCAACUCUAAAGCGUCUGUUAUAAAAAAUGUAUUAGAUGACAAAAACACUCAACUUCAAAUCCGAGCUUACUUACUUAGCUACUUGAGUAACUUACAGACGACCGGAGAUGAAAAUAAACUAGACCAAAAAAGAUUUUAUGAAAGAAUUAUAACUAAGUCAUCAAAAAAACCACUUAAUGACAUUUUACGUUAUUCAAAGAAAUUGGAAUAUUACCAUCAAUGUCCACUAAUACAUAGUGGAUUUUUGUUUGACGGAGAAGUUAUUUAUUCAUAUAAGACUUUUUUGGCACGAUCUUCUUCGGCAUCACUUAAAACGAUCAUAUUUGGACGUCAAUAUGAUGUUUUUGAUAUUGAUAUCCGUUUUGAAAAUUUGGAACCGUUAUUGGAAAAACUAUUUGGACCCGAAGGAUAUUUUGCAAAAAGUAAAGGAUCUACUUUCGAUGAUAUUAAAAAUUAUAUAACUCAGGCAAUCAACUAUGCUAAGAAUAGGGAACAGAAUGGUGUAGAUUCUAAAUCGUAUUCUGAACAAUCUAGUGAAAAUAUUCCCGAAGAAGAAAUGAAAAAAAUGUAUAUUGAUAUAGCACUUAAAUUAUUCGGAAAUGAUCUUGGUUGGUUUACAUUCCAAGGACUUGAACAAAAAGUUACUUAUCAACAUAUAAUUGAUGCUAUACUUAAAAAUUUUGAUAAUUCUAUGACUGACAAAAAAAACAUAGAAUUGAAUAUAAGGAAACAAAUACCAAUUGUCGAUUUCGACAAUAAAUACGCAACAUGUUCUGGACUUCCAGUUUCCUUAAAAAUCAAGGCUACGUCAGCAAUUAAAUUUGAUAUAGCUACUACGAUUGACUUAAAAAGUUAUUUUGAACAUCCAGAAAAUUCAAACUUUGCACUCAAAUUUAUACCUAGUGGUUCACUUGAUUUUAACUCUAUAUUAACAAUUGAUGGAUAUGCUGUUGAUGUUGGUUAUAAACUAGCGUCCUCACUCCAUACUUCCACAGGAUCUGAUUUCUCAUUAGAGACUGUUCAAAAACGAGGUUUUGAAAUGGUUUAUGGACUUCCCUUAGACGUUAUGGAUAUACUAACUAUAAAAUCUGGAGCUUAUUCGACAGUACAAGAAAAAGGAAGUCAAUCGAUUGAAGUACCUCUUUUGUCUACAGGUGUUGAAAUGCAAUCUUUUACAAGAACAUUUGAAAAAUUUAAGGAUACUACAGGAUUAUCGUUUUUCAUUAAUUAUGAUUGUCCAUGGAACGGAGAUUUAAAAUCUUUACUACCAUUUUCUGGUCCAUCGUCAUUUUCUUUAAAAAUUUUUAAAGUCGAUGAAAAAUUAACUAAAUAUGUUGUGAAAGGAAAUUAUGACUUUAAGUCACCAACGCUAAAAUAUAUUAAGUUCAUAUUUGUUACACCGAAUACAGACAUCAAACGUGGUUUGGAAUUAGUCGUUGCUUAUGAUACUAAAUCAGAUAAAGUAUUAUUAGCGAAGUUUAAAACUCCAUACACCAAAGUAACUCUACAAGGCACAUUAGUUGAUUCCGAUGAACAAAAGACCAUAGAAGUUAAAUAUAUUGAUGAUUCCCAGCACGUUUUUAGUGCUGGAGUAAUAUGUGAAGAGAUGGAUGCUGAAACAAUAAAAUAUUCACCAAUAUUUGAAGCUAAAGUGAGCACUAAAAAAAACAAACAUGAUUUCGUACCUGUGUUUGACAUAGAAGGACAUGUUCUCGUGAAACGUAAUACGAAUCCUGAAAGUAAUUAUCCAACUAAAUUAACUUUAAGAGACAUUGCUGUUGUUACUCCAAAGAGCAGACAUUCUUUACAAGGGUCGCUUACUUUUGAAAACAAGGGAAUUUUAGGGGAUAUUAGUUUAAUUGCUAACAAUAUUACUAUUAAUAUGAAAGGACUUCUUAGUGGAGAUUAUCCAACUUUCAAAUUGGACUUCAGUUUAGAUAUGACUAGAAAUGAACAAGCCAAUCAACAAUUGGAAACUGAUGGAAGCUAUAAUAAACCAAAUUCCAAAUUUAUUGCUUUACUAUACAAUGUCAAGAAAUUGAAUUUACUUACAUCUCACGAACUUCAUAUAAAAUCCCCAUUUGUAUUCUUAAGUAAUAAUUAUAUCCGCUUUGAUAAUGAAUAUUUAGAAGCAAACUGUGACAUACUAAUUGAAAACAGUGAACCCACUAUACACGGAAAUAUUUCGGCUUCCAAUUUCUUCGAUACGGCAUUUAAUGCUAACAUCACUGUUCUGCCAAGGACUGAAGAAACAGGGCUAUUCGUUAAUGGGGUUUUAGAACAUUUUCUUGUUUCGGACUCAUCAAAUACUGGGUAUAGAGAUUUAAAAUAUAUUCAAAAUAAAAAUAAAAAAGGCAGUAAUUUGGAAUUUAAUUCAAUAUAUCCGCAAACAUUUGGACGAUAUCAUAUUAAGACGGAACAUAAGUCUACAGACGAUUCUUUCGAAUAUGCUCUUAAUUAUGAUAUUAACGAUGGUUCCACAUUUACAGUUAAUAUAGAGAUUUUAACAGAUGAUAUUACUUGUAAUAUUAAUCUUGAUUCUCCCGACUCUGAAUAUAAGUCUUAUAUGAUAGUACAUGCUUGGUUAGAAACAGAAAACACGUAUUCACUUGAUACUAAGGUCUUAUGGCCCAGUGAUGAUCAAAAUUCAAACUAUUUGAAUGCAAAUGGAAAAAUGCUUUUAAACGGAAAUCAAAUCCAUUUCAGUGGAAACAUUGAUUUUCCAUUAGCACAUUUAGAAAAUGUUCACUUAUCUGUAAAAAAUAAGCCUGAUCCUGAAAUUGAAGAUGGUGGAUUUGCUACAAUUCGCUACACAUCUAAUAAUCAAGUUUUACUAUCUAAAAAGUUCAAGUAUAAAUUAAUACUAGAAGAUGGUGAAUUUUGUGUGUCUGGAGAGAGUAUUUACGAUAAAUCACAGAAUUUCAAACCCAUUAGUUUUGAAAUAAUGUACAAAAAUUACACAGAUGAACAAUCCUUUAAUGGGAAACAGAUUGCAUACAAAAUCGCACUGGAACAUAAUGAUCGGCAAAUUCUAUACCAAAAACUUUUGCAAGUCACUAAACACGCAUUUAAUUAUAGACAAAUACACAAAAUAGAUGAUGAAGAACAAAAAAUAAUUAUGAAUUUGGAAUAUGAUAUAACAAGUUUAUUCGAUUGGUCUUAUAAAUUAAUAUUUAAAGUGAAUUCCCCGAGUGUUUUUCAUUAUUUGACAAAUGAUAACCAAAAUUUAUUAGAAUUUAAAUCUUAUAAGAAAUUUAGUGAUUACUCAUCAGAUGAAGAGCAUACUCUUCAAAUUUAUUCAUCAGAAGGUUUAACUGAUUCGUACGAAUUUAAAUGGCUUAUAAAUACUGAAAAAACAGCAUUUAGGAUUUUAAAUAAACAACGUGAAAUAAGAGGUUUAGCGCAUUAUAACUUAGAAGAUAUUCAAGGAGGAUACAAUUUGAGUUAUUCGGGAAAAUUGUGGUUAGAUUUUAAAACAAACCCGAAUUCUGAAAGCUCCUUGUUCAUAAAUACUUAUUAUUCACUUCAAGAUGGACUUUCUACAGCCAGUGACAUAAAAAUAUGUGUGCCAACAUUUAAUGAUAAGGCAAUGGGUGUCAAAACCGAUGUUCGGAUGUUUAAGAGCACGGAAAAUCCUUUAAAUAUACAAAUGGAACUUGAUAUUUUCCCCACUACAGAGCAAACAUUAAAACUCCAUACUAGCUUGAAUAAAGACGUUCAAGAUAGUGGCGUUUUGUAUUCUGCCUCGUUAACAGCUAAAAGCGAUGGAAUGAAAUUAGGUUAUAGAUUAAAAGAUUCUGUGUAUAUUUCAAAUGAGAAAUGGGGACAAUAUUUAGAUGUACGUUUCGUUGACUCGAAUAACGAUGUUAUACCGAUUCAACUACAUUUAGAAUUUGUGCCUAGAGGAUUUACUAACAAAAUCAACAUUUUUGAUAUUGCCGUGAUCGAUGUUGAUUCAUCAAUCAUGGUUAAAGACGGAAUUUUGAAUACACGUUCGUACAUACAUUACAAUGAUCGCCCAUAUAAUUUUGAAGUGUCGUUAACUUCAAGUCCAAGUUUCAAAUACAUAAUGGGAUGGAAAAAUAAAACGGGAAGUUUAGAACAGCUGAUGGUCGAAGGUUCUCUUGUUAUGGAUGAAUCAGCAGUUAUUAGUGCUACUCGUAUUCAAAACAAUGGAAAAGACGUCGUACCUGUGGGAUACGUAAAAAAGUUCUUAGACGAACAAAAUUGGUGGGAAACAAGUAACCAUUUGAGUUCAGAACAGUUUAAUGAAAUUUGGCAAUCAUUAAAAGGACAAUUUAUUGAAAUAUUUAUAAGUAUACACAGUAAUAUGAAAAAUAUAAUUAAUGUUGCCAAACAACAGCGUAAAGUACGCUUGCAUGAAGCAAGAAAAGCCCAACCACAAUAUCGUGCAUUGAUGAAUUAUACGAGAGAUGAGUUUAAACAAAUAAUUAAAGAAGUUUCGGAAGACGAUUAUAUACCACAAAUACCAAAGUUGAUAAAAAAUACUAUAGAAGCUGUAUUUUCCGAUGUUAUUGAUUUCAUUGAUCAUAACAGCCACCACUUCGUAAACGCAAUUAGAUAUCUAAAUGAAAAAAUGGAAAUUUAUUUAAAGAAAAUGUAUAAUUAUUGUUCAAAACAAGCAAAUAUACUCAUGAAUAAAUUUAAGCAUGAUAUUGAUGAAUUAAUCGAUCAAGUGGAGAUUACUUUACGGGACUUAUUAAAACAAUUAAAUCUAUAUACUAACGAACCAAUGAAUGACAUGCAGUCAUCAGAACCUCGUUCGAUUAAAGAAUACUAUGAUAGUGUUAUGGAUAAAUUUAUGAAAGCAAUCGAGAAACUUGAAAAUACAAUAAAUAACAUUAAAGACAUAACAGAAGAUUAUAUCAAAAACUUAUCUAUUUAUGACCUGUUACGUGAUCAAAUUGAAGAAUUAAAAUCAUAUCCUUUCAAAGAAAAAUUAUGGGAGGAAAUACACAAAUAUUUGCAAGAACUAGAAGCGUCAUCGCCAACUUUAGAUUUUGCUAGUUUUAUCAAAGCUUUGGAUAAGUAUAUAGAUAAUAUCAUACAUGACAUACCGGUGAGUCAAAGUGAGAUAAUAACUCUAAGAAAUAAAGGACUUAUAGUCGUGAAGUCAAUGAUAUUUAAUUUCUCCGUUUACGUGGAUCACGACACAGCAAUGAAAAUGUAUAAUUCAUUACGUAAACUUUUCAACUUUGGCCAGACUAUUCUUUACAUAACCUCACCAAAUACAUUCCAAUAUGCAGCUAAUGACAAUCCUUUGUUAUUUGAGUUCAAUGAAUAUAAUAUGCAGUUGUAUCAUAAAUAUUUGAAUCCAUCGAAUUUAAUACCACCGUACGAUGUUCAAAGUGUUAUUAUUGACUCCGUCAAUAUAAUUACAUACAAUGGUCAGCCCUAUAGCUUUAUGCCAAACACUGGAUGUUAUACGCUGGCUGAGGAUUUUAUAAACAACAAGUUUUCAAUACUUGCAUAUUACAAGGAUAACAUUUUAACAAAAUUAUCGAUUUCAACUCAUAAUGACGAAACAUACGUACUACUUUCUGGAGGAAAUGUUAUUGUAAAUGACAAAGAUGUUAAUUUUCCAUUUAUGAAUGAUAACUUAAAAACUUGGAGGGAUGUUUAUUACUUCGGAAUUGACAUUGCUGUUGGCGUCAGUAUUAAAUGCACUUUAGAUUUCAAUAUUAUUCAAAUAUUUAUUAAUGGAUACUAUUAUGGUCAAGUGCGUGGUUUACUAGGAUCAAUGUAUCAAGAACCUAAAUUUGACUUCAAACUUCCUAACGGAGAAUUAUCCAAUGACAUGGAAUCGUUUUUGUUGGCAUACAGACAAACAGGAAAUACUGAACCGACUAAUACCGAUUUACUACAAACCGAUCAAUCACUGUGUUCCAGCUUGUUCUCUGGAAAAUCUAGUUUAAAACCGUUUUUCCAAAUUAUUGCGCCAACAUCGUAUAGAGCGAUUUGCAAUCAAAUCGUUUCUUCGGCUACAUCUGAACAAGACAGUUUGAAUAAGGCUUGUUUAGUGGCAAAAGCUUACGUAAGCAUGGCCAGACAAAACUUUAUGUUAAAUUGUAAUAUUCCUGAUAUGUGCAUAACGACAUCGAUACACGAAAGAACUUUAGACGCUACGACUAAUGUCCAAAUAUCUGAUCCAAACGACGCAGCAGAUAUAAUGAUUUUGUUCGAAGAGGCCGUAGAAAUUGAACAAACAUUUUCAAAAAUAUUAAAUCCUUUAAUGAAAAAAAUUACGAGCAAUUUUAAAAAAAAUGGAAUAAAUGACGUCAAAUUUAUUCUUGUUGGAUACUCUGGUAAAAGUACAGAUUCCGAAGUUCAUAUGUAUACAACUAAUGAGGAUGAUAGCUAUGAAAAAGUAUUGAGUGACAUGCCGGAAUGGAAAGAAACUCAGAUCACCACUACAGAUGACGAUUCAAAAACAAGUAGACUGCAAUCUCAGCUUAUUCAAUCGUUUAAAAAAGUUACGGGUCAAAAUUCAAAAGACAAAGCGUACAAACUUUCGGCCGAUUAUCCGUACAGAGCGAAUGCUGUUAAAGUCGUCUUGUCCGUUGCACAAUCGCUAUAUGAUACCCAAAGUUCCAUAAUAGACGUAUCUCAGUAUACGUUCAACUACGUAUCGUCAUGGUAUACGAAACAAGGUAUUACCUUUUUCCUGAUUGCUCCCAUCCAUUUGAGUGAUGCUUCGGAUGACAAAACAUUUGGAGCGAGUGGUGAAAACACAAUUUAUACAAUUUCAUCGCCAAGUGGUAAAAACAGCGACAAUGGAUAUACUUAUAACAAAUCAUUAGAGACGGAUUUGGUGUUAAUGACAAGUGGGACCAUGUACGAUUCUCGGUUUUUGGACCAAAGCACGAGUUCACAAGUAAACACUUUAUUGCAUUCGUUGUGUAAGACCAUCGUAAGUACGUCCGAUAGUGAUUCAGUUGUCGAGAAAAGUUGUUCCAGUUCACUGUACAGUGGUGUGAUGCCGUAUGUGAAAUGUAUUGUCGUCACGAACUGAUUUAUGAAAAACAGAAUUAUAUAAAGAUACGCAACAACAUGUGUGUUUUUGUCAAAUUACAGUUUUAAAUCGACAAUUGUUUAAUAUGUAUUUUUUAUAUCAAAAAUAUGUAUCACC